AUGUCAACGGAUAAGAACCAGAUAAAGAUCAGGUUUACCACCAAUGAGCAGGACGAUCGCUUGAAAGUUGACGAAACUCCACUUUACGUGCCAGUGUCGUUGAAGAGAUUUGGUUUAUCGGAGAUUGUAAACCAUUUCCUUGGCAACUACAAGCAGGGCGAAGAACUGGCAGGGGAAAGGAAACCAGUACCGUUCAACUUUCUCAUAAACGGCCAGCUUUUAAGAAGUUCGAUUAAUGAUUAUCUCGUGCAGAAUGGAUUGUCGAAUGAAGUGUUUCUAACGAUUGAAUACACGCGAGCCAUCUUACCGCCCAGCUUCCAAGCAUCGUUCCAGAACGACGACUGGAUCUCAUCCCUCGAUUCGAUAAACAGAGCUUCGGAAGCUGUCACUGCGUCCCAGCUCGCAAUCUCGGACCCCAAGAUCUUGAGUGGCUCCUACGAUGGAGUCGUGCGAACGUACAACAUGUCGGGGAAAGUAGAGAAACAGUACGUGGGACAUUCGGCGCCAGUCAAGUCGGUCAAAUGGAUAUCGCCGACUCGAAUCGUGUCGAGCGGGAACGACAGACAAGUGAGAUUGUGGAAGACUUCAUAUGAAGGUGUAAAAGACCUCAAUGAAGAAGGAGAGGAAGAUGACGAGGAGAGCUUGGAAGAUGGCAAGACGUUGGCCAUUUUGGAAGGUCACAAGGCACCAGUGGUUGAUUUGGCCGUCGAUCAUCGAACAAAGAGGAUACUAAGUGCAGGCUAUGACUUGAAUGUGGGUUUUUGGUCUACAAACUUCAAGGAGAUGAAGAAAAUCGAGAUUCCCGAAUACGACUCGAAUGUUGUCUCGACUUCGUCCAAGAAAAGGAGGAAAAUGGCCUUGCAAGAUUCCACUAUAAGACGCCGCUCGCCACUUGGUCUCUUGCUGGGCCACAUGGAGCCAGUCGAAGGGGUGAUUUUCGAUGCGUUUGACUCGACCGUGGGCUACUCGGUGUCGCAGGACCACACCAUCAAGACGUGGGACUUGGUGACAGCACGAUGCGUCGAUACUAGAACCACGGGCUUUUCCUUGCUCUCGGUAUUGCAAUUGCCGCAAGUCAACUUGAUUGCUACUGGCUCAUCGGCUCGUCACAUUAAUCUUCACGAUCCACGAACUUCCAGCACCAACCAAUCUGAAAUCAUCAACUCCAAACUUGUCGGACACACCAAUUUCGUCGUGGGGUUGAGUGCCUCGCCUCACAAUGCAAAUAUGUUUGCAUCCAGUUCGCAUGAUGGUACGGUUAAGGUGUGGGAUGUCAGAGCCGACAAGUCCCUUUACACCAUCACUCGUGAAGAUGGCUCGACUAGCAAAAAGAUUUUUGAUGUGUGCUGGAAUGACCAAAUUGGAAUCAUCAGCGGUGGCGAGGAUAAAAAAGUGCAAAUCAACAAAGGCUCAGACAUUGCUAAGUAG
Molecule: messenger RNA, 1428 nt
Organism: Lodderomyces beijingensis
Lineage: Eukaryota; Fungi; Ascomycota; Pichiomycetes; Serinales; Debaryomycetaceae
Source: the annotation of a GenBank genome assembly